AUGUCAGUUUUUAUUUUGAAGAGUUGGAAAUCGACACAAAAAUUGUUUGAAACAUCAUUUAGAGGAACAAACGUAUUCAUUCAAAGGAAAUUUAAAAGUAGUUUGUUGUACAGUAGUGAUAUAAGAAGCUUCCAUAACACAAGGAAGUUUAGUUCAAUCUUAGAAGUAUAUAGACCAUAUUUGCAAAGUAAAAGAUGGAAUUUUGCAAAGAAACAGUUUAUUACAGCAAGAUUUAAUCAUACACUAAAGGAAUCGGGGAAUGUGAACCUGAAAAAUGUGAAUAAAGUGAGGAAUGAAGAAGGUCUAGAGGACAAUAAUUACUCACUUGAGUAUUUAAAUGAUUUGGUGGGUUCAAACACACUCGGAGAUAAAAAUGCGCCAUCAUUUGCCGAUUCAUUCUCAAGCAUAAUGAAGCUAUACUGCGACUCAACGGACCCGAACUACUCACAACCGUGGCAAAUGAGAAAACAAAUUAAAAGCAUAGGAUCAGCAUUCGCUAUAAAGGAUAGGUUAAUACUGACAAACGCACAUUGUGUGUCGUGGCAGAAUCGCUGUCUAGUGAGAAAGCAUGGGUCUACGGAUAAGAAGUUGGCGAGAGUGGUGGCAGUGGGACACGAAUGUGACUUGGCAGUGCUGACAGUGGACGACGAGGAAUUUUGGAAUGAUGUGUACCCACUGGAGUUCGGAGAAACGCCAUAUCUGCACGACAGCGUGACAGUCCUGGGAUACCCAACGGGAGGAGACAACCUGUGCAUAACGUCAGGAGUGGUGAGUCGAGUGGACGUGACGACGUAUUCACACUCAAACUCGAGACUUUUGUGUGUACAAAUAGACGCAGCAAUAAACCCAGGGAACUCGGGAGGACCUGCCCUAAAGGCAGGAAAAGUAGUGGGAGUGGCAUUCCAAGCAUGCGACGAAGCUCAAAACAUAGGAUUCAUAGUGCCCAGCGUAGUAGUAAAACAGUUUCUGCACCAAGUUAUCCAGUUUAAGAGGUACAGCGGAUUCGUUAAUCUUGGAAUCACGUAUCAAGUGCUGACGAACCCAGACUUGAAGUCAUACUUAACGAAGGAAUCAAAGAUUUUAGAUCUAAAUGGAAUACUAGUCUGUCAAAGAGAUAAUUCACUUAAGGGUAAAAUAGAGCCGAAUGAUGUAAUAAUGAAAAUAAAUGGACAUAAAAUAGCAGAUGAUGGGACAGUGCACUUUAGAGGAUCAGAGAGAGUACAUUUGGCAUACUCAUUGACAAAUAAAUUCUGCGGUGAAGAGUGCGAAUUGACAGUACUGAGAGAUAAUAAAGUUGAGGAAAUAAAGAUAAACCUGAAUAAACCUAACUAUUUGGUUCCGGAACACCAAUGGGACGUCAUGCCAAGAUAUUACAUCUACGGAGGACUGGUAUUUGUGCCACUCUCAAUGGAAUAUUUGAAGGAUGAGUUCGGGAAAAAAUUCUAUGAAAGAGCACCCACGUCGUUGCUGAAGCCAAUCUCGGAUAUAUUUGCAGAGGAGGCGGGACAGGAAGUAGUAGUACUAAGUCAAAUACUGGCUUCAGAUUUGACAAUAGGAUACGACUUCAAAAACAUAAGAUUGACCUCAAUAAAUGACCUAAAAGUGUUGAACCUGAGUCACCUGGAGCACGUGCUCUUGAAUGAGACGAAGAGUAAACGCUUCAUAAGGUUUGAGUUUGAACAGGGAAUAGUUAUAGUGCUGGAAACUAAGAAGGUGCCGGACUACGAAGCACAGAUUCUACACCAACACGCAAUAUCGUCACACAAAUCGAGGGAACUCUGA
Messenger RNA from Theileria orientalis strain Shintoku, 1782 nucleotides. Its product is annotated as serine protease. Gene Ontology annotation, molecular function: serine-type endopeptidase activity; protein binding. The coding region runs from base 1 to 1782 and encodes 593 amino acids. Gene Ontology annotation, biological process: proteolysis. NCBI's taxonomy places the organism in Eukaryota, Apicomplexa, Aconoidasida, Piroplasmida, Theileriidae. The transcript is spliced from 8 exons. The record is from RefSeq and is a predicted model, not a curated record.